AUGCGGGCAGCGAGGCUCCAGCUGGCCGCGGUGCUGGCUCUGUUUGCCGCAGUGUCCGGGUCGCGGGCGGAGGUGAUCGACGACGUCCUGAGCAGCCUCUCCAGGGGAGCAUCCUUCCUGGAGCAGCAACACGAGCACAUCAACCUGGACGGGGUGGUCGGGUUCCUCAUGCUGCAGGCUGAACUGAAGGAGGCAGUUCGGACAUGGCCUCACACGGACCCCGUCAGCUGGGCUCAGAGAACCUCCGCCGUCGCGCUGGUCAAACGCCUCGAUCAAAGCUUUGACAAGGCUGUCGCCGCCCUGCAGCAGAACGACCCCAAAUACUUCAGAGAGUUUGAGCCGCUGCUGUCGUGGAGUUUCUGGUUGAUUCCUCAGGAGUGGAGCUCCACAGAUCCCAGCCUGGUCUACCCCUCCACCCUGACCACCGAGUGCUACGACGAGCAGCUCAGCGACAAAUGUCUGACCCUGCUGCUGGGAACCUGGAAGAUGAACGGGACGCCCUGCAUCGUCACCAAGCCCUGUCGGGACACCAUGACCCGUUUCGGUUGUCCACACUACUCUCUGUCCCACCAGCUGCUCUACUUCAUGAUCGGAAAAAUGAGAGGCUGCACCAACCUGCUGAAAGGCGACACGCGAGCGUCCCGCGCCAACAUUACCGAGCGAAACUAUCAGAGGAUCUUCUGCUCCAACAUGAUGAAAACCAACCAGGACAUCAUCAAGGACGGUCUGACCGAACAAACGGUCGACAUCUUCAUUGAAAACAUCCUGAUUUGUGGGUUGGCCGGUUUCUCCGACUUCUACAAAGCUGACUGGCUGCAGCACAUCCUUAGCCUGCAGGAUGAGGAAGUCGGCUGCUUUGGGAGAGACAAGAGCAUCAUCUCUCAGAUCAUUGGAGACGAGCUGCUGGAACAGCUGCAGCCUCACCGGAGAGUGAAGAGGAGGGAGAAGAUUCUUCCAGACGGCUGCUCCAGUCACAUGACAGCGGUGGCUGUCGGUGCUCUGGGUGGAUACCUGAACUAUUACCUGACAGAGCAGGACAUAACGAAGAGGCCGCUCUCCUGA
Messenger RNA from Xiphias gladius (swordfish), 1062 nucleotides. RefSeq names its product chromosome 3 C16orf89 homolog (gene c3h16orf89). The transcript is spliced from 8 exons. The record is from RefSeq and is a predicted model, not a curated record. Lineage: Eukaryota; Metazoa; Chordata; Actinopteri; Istiophoriformes; Xiphiidae. Gene Ontology annotation, cellular component: membrane; cytosol. The coding region runs from base 1 to 1062 and encodes 353 amino acids.